Polistes canadensis is the source of this 1892-nucleotide messenger RNA. Its product is annotated as glucose dehydrogenase [FAD, quinone]. The transcript has 3 exons. The coding region runs from base 57 to 1892 and encodes 611 amino acids. Gene Ontology annotation, molecular function: oxidoreductase activity, acting on CH-OH group of donors; flavin adenine dinucleotide binding. NCBI's taxonomy places the organism in Eukaryota, Metazoa, Arthropoda, Insecta, Hymenoptera, Vespidae. The record is from RefSeq and is a predicted model, not a curated record.
UACGACGACGCUGUCUGUGUUAAAAAGAUCUCUCUCAACAAAUUUAAUUGUAGAAAAUGACAAUAGGAUUGGUUACUUUAAUUGCCAGGACAUCUGCCAUUGGGAUCGGCCUGAUCCCACUUAUGGCAAUAGGACUAUCAUUAUAUAGAUACGACAAGAUGGAUCCUGAAUCACCUCUAAGAAAUACUCGUGAGCUGAAUCGAAUGUAUGAUUUCAUCAUUGUUGGUGGUGGAAGUGCUGGAGCAGUAGUUGCUUCGAGGCUAUCUGAGGUAUCCAAUUGGAGCGUAUUGUUAAUAGAAGCCGGUGAUAAUGAAAACGAAAUUUCGGAGGUACCAAUUUUCGCAGGCUACAGUCAAUUAACGGAAUUAGAUUGGAAAUAUAAAACGACACCGUCAACUACAUCAGCUUAUUGUCUCGCGAUGGUAGGAGGUAGAUGUAAUUGGCCACGUGGAAGGGUUCUUGGAGGAAGCAGUGUCCUAAAUGCCAUGGUAUAUGUUCGUGGAAACAGAUUGGAUUACGACAAUUGGUCAAGAAUGGGUAACACCGGUUGGAGUUACGAAGAAGUUCUUCCUUAUUUUCUUAUGUCUGAAGAUAACAGAAACCCUUAUUUAGAGAAGUCACCUUACCAUAAAAGGGGAGGUUACUUGACUGUACAGGAACCUCCAUGGAGAUCUCCAUUAGCGAUCGCUUUUUUGCAAGCUGGACAAGAACUAGGUUAUGAAAAUCGUGAUAUCAAUGGUGAAAGUCAGACUGGCUUCAUGAUCGUACAGGCCACGAUCCGGCGAGGAAGUCGUUGCUCCUCAGCUAAAGCUUUCUUAAGGCCGGUGAAGAACAGACCAAAUUUACACGUAGCUUUAAAAGCUCAAGUAUUAAGGGUGCUAUUCAAUUCCGAAAAACGAGCUACUGGGAUAGAAUUUCUUCGUUACGGUUUAAAACAAACUGUUAAAGUAAGAAGGGAGAUCAUUUUGUCAGCUGGAGCAAUCAAUUCACCCCAAUUGCUAAUGUUAUCAGGCAUAGGACCAAAAGAACAUCUUGAGGAACUCGGAAUAUCGGUAAUAUCUGAUCUUAGAGUAGGAGACAAUCUUCAGGAUCAUGUUGGGCUCGGUGGAUUAAGCUUUACGGUUAACGAACCUGUUACUUUAAAUAGGGAACGUUUAGAAAAAUUACCAAUAUUAUUGAAUUAUCUAAUAAACAAUAAGGGACCUUUAACUAAUCCUGGAAUCGAAGCUUUGGCCUUUAUUAAUUCAAAAUACGCUGAUCCAUCUGGUGCUUAUCCAGAUAUUCAGCUCCACUUCUUAGCAAGUUCCAUUAAUUCUGAUGGUGAGUCUGUUAAGAAGUUUGUGGGACUAAAAGACAAUGUUUAUAAUACUGCAUUUAAACCGCUCAAAAAUUCUGACAGUUGGUCGCUAUUACCUCUUUUACUAAGACCUAAAAGCUCUGGAUGGGUUCGUCUGAAGAGUAAAGAUCCUUUGACUCAUCCUGACAUUAAUCCAAAUUAUUUUGCUUAUAAAGAAGAUAUAGACACUUUAAUAGAUGGUAUAGAACUUGCUAUGGCUGUUUCAAAUACAACUGCAUUUCAAAGAUUUGGUUCAAGACCGUAUUCUAUUAAAUUACCAGGCUGUCAAAAAUUUCCUUUCGCUACUUACAAAUAUUGGGAAUGCGCUAUACGACACUUUACAUUUACUAUGUAUCAUCCAGUGGGAACGUGCAAAAUGGGACCAAAACACGACCCAACAGCUGUCGUGGACCCAAGAUUAAGAGUGUAUGGUGUAAAAGGUUUAAGAGUCGUUGAUGCAUCUAUAAUGCCUACCAUUGUGAAUGGAAAUACUAAUGCACCUGUUAUCAUGAUCGGUGAAAAAGCUAGUGAUAUGAUUAAAAAAGACUGGCGAUAA